AUGGCGAGCAAAGAGAACAAAGCGACUGAGAAAAGUCUCAGGCGGGAUCCAGCGGCCGCUCAACGAGCAUUCCUGCAAUUGAGCCCGGAGGAGCAGGCAGCCGCUGCCCGCUCUGGUGGCCCUCCCGUUGGCGUAGAUAUCACUGGAACGAAAUGGGAAGCCAAAGAGUGUGAGGAAAUUGGAGGUCCAGACGUCGAGUCAUUCAUUGAGCUGUCAGAUGGUACGUAUCACAGUCUUGGUGCAGGAGUCCUCCGGGUUACGGAGGAUGAGCUCCAAAAACAGCUGAAGGCCAACGGAAAGCCUGCACUAUCCGACAGCAAAAUUGCGCAGCUACGUGAGGAUGGCUUUGUGGGGUGA
Fusarium coffeatum is the source of this 357-nucleotide messenger RNA. RefSeq lists its product as uncharacterized. The record is from RefSeq and is a predicted model, not a curated record. The transcript has a single exon. Bases 1 to 357 code for a protein of 118 amino acids. NCBI's taxonomy places the organism in Eukaryota, Fungi, Ascomycota, Sordariomycetes, Hypocreales, Nectriaceae.